UUUCAUAUUUCAGAAAAUUAGCAACGAGAAAAAAAGGCCCCUUUUGCUCUGCGUGGCCUCCUCACCCUUCUAUUAUUCUUUUUCUGUGUGUCACUCUUUCGGUUGCUCUCAUGCGGGUUCGAGUUUUCCUGCAAGUAAAAGCUAAACGCAGUGAGUCCCAGUUGUCAUCUCUUUCAAAAGUGUGUAUUUUGCUAGCUCACUCAGCAAUCUUUUUGCUGCCCCGCAAAUAUAUGUGUGUGUUUUCUUUUGACUAUUGAAAUUAAAGUAAAGAGCCAUGCAAAAGGAGAAUAAUACAACUCUCUCAUCAGCUGCUAAUUCUCGGAUUCGGCACCGUAAACGACCAUAUGAGGUUAUUCCAGAACCUAGCAAAACAAUUGGUGGAAAUUUGCUUGUUGAUGACCAAAACAAAUACAAAUCUAUGUGGAUCCGGACAUACUCUACAGUUUGGAUGAUUGGGGGUUUUGCAUUAAUAGUCUACAUGGGUCAUCUCUAUGUUACAGCUAUGGUGGUGGUUAUCCAAAUAUUUAUGGCAAAAGAGCUGUUCAAUCUACUAAGGAGAGCACAUGAAGAUAGGCAUCUUCCUGGAUUUAGGCUAUUAAAUUGGUACUUCUUCUUCACUGCAAUGUUAUUUGUGUAUGGUCGCCUUCUCAGUCAACCACUCGUCAAUACCGUAACCUCAGAUAAAAUUUUGUAUCAGUUUGUCAGCAGCCUUGUCAAGUAUCAUAUGGCUAUCUGUUACUUCUCGUACAUUGCAGGUUUUAUGUGGUUUAUUCUUACAUUGAAGAAGAAGAUGUACAAGUAUCAGUUUGGCCAGUAUGCAUGGACACAUAUGAUUCUGAUUGUGGUGUUCACACAGUCAUCCUUUACUGUGGCCAAUAUCUUUGAAGGAAUUUUUUGGUUUCUUCUUCCAGCAUCGCUUAUUGUUAUCAAUGACAUUUUUGCUUAUAUCUUUGGUUUCUUCUUUGGAAGAACCCCAUUAAUCAAAUUAUCUCCGAAGAAAACAUGGGAGGGAUUUAUUGGAGCGUCUGUUACAACUAUCAUCUCUGCAUUUGUGCUUGCAAAUAUCUUGGGUCGUUUCCAGUGGCUAACCUGUCCAAGGAAGGAUUUAUCAACUGGUUGGCUUCAAUGUGACCCAGGUCCAUUGUUUAAGGCAGAGUAUUAUACUUUACCAGGAUGGGUUUCUCAAUGGUUUCCUCGGAAGGAGAUCUCUAUUUUGCCAGUUCAAUGGCAUGCUCUAUGCCUUGGUUUGUUUGCAUCAAUUAUAGCACCUUUUGGGGGUUUUUUUGCAAGUGGUUUUAAAAGAGCUUUUAAAAUCAAGGACUUUGGUGAUAGUAUUCCUGGGCAUGGUGGAAUUACAGAUAGAAUGGAUUGCCAGAUGGUGAUGGCGGUAUUUGCAUAUAUCUAUCAGCAGUCAUUUGUUGUGCGUGAAGGCAUCUCAGUUGAAAUAAUAUUGGAGCAGAUAUUGACGAGCCUUACUUUUGAGGAGCAACAAACUCUUCUCAUGAAGCUGGAGCAGAUCUUGCAGGAAAGACUUGGACAUUCUUAAAUAUGUGGCUUAAUUCUGUGCAAGCCACCGACUCGUCCCCUUUACACGGCAUGUGUCAUACAUGGUAUAACAGCAAAAGAGAAAAGGAAAAUGCUUUGUAUAUGGUGUUGUUGUAUUGUUGUUUUCCUUUCAAAUAUUUUUAGGCAGAGGUAUUCUUUAUGUGCUUUCUCUGUAUAGUGCAUGAAUGUUAAGCCAAUCAAUUAUCAAUUAAUACACACAAACCGUGGAUGGUAUUUAUUCUGGUGCUUCUCAGUUCUCUCUUAUCUUUGCAAUUUCCUUUUCCGGUUUUGUGUGCUGCAAAGAACGAAGCUGAAAAGAGUGGUGCUUGACCCUCCUUUGGGAUUUUCGUUCUACGACUUCGGCAUGGCCUGAGUAGUCUCUAGUUCAAUCUGUGUCAAUUUGACAGGUGCCAAUCAUCAUCUGUUCGCUAAUUUCAUUGGUUGGCAAGGUUUCAAAGCUACGAGAGACAGAACAGUGAGUCUCAAUGAAUCUGCUUCCAACUGAAAGUGGGGUAACCAUUGCAGGUCUCCAACAUAACAAAACUUAACCGAAAACGUAAAAAUCUAAAUUAAAUGACAAAUGAUGAAAUAUGAUGCAAUUUUCUCACAUCUCAGUGCAGAAACAGUUAUCAUCUUAUAAAUUACCCUCAUAGAGGUGUCACAACAUAAGCAUGCAAGAUACAUAGCCUCAGGGAAUAAACGUAGUAACAAACUACAGCAUGCUAAAGAGGAAACUUCAGCUUGAUAUAGAACCAAAUUCAAGAGGCGUAACAGCCACCAAAAUUUUAGCACUCAAUAAAAGACAAAAAAAAAAAAAAAGAAUUUAACUGAACCAAAAUUCAUAAUUUGCCUAACGUCCAGCAGCAAAUUUAUCUCGGCGUUGCCAUUCCAAAAAAAAUACAAAAAAAAAAAAAAAAAA
Durio zibethinus is the source of this 2464-nucleotide messenger RNA. Its product is annotated as phosphatidate cytidylyltransferase 2-like. The record is from RefSeq and is a predicted model, not a curated record. Lineage: Eukaryota; Viridiplantae; Streptophyta; Magnoliopsida; Malvales; Malvaceae. Gene Ontology annotation, molecular function: phosphatidate cytidylyltransferase activity. Gene Ontology annotation, cellular component: endoplasmic reticulum membrane.